AUCAAGCCUGUCCUGAAUUCAUAUGUACAUGUAGGGUAGAAAUCAAAAUCCCGGAACCGAAAAUCGAAAAUUGAUUGAGAUUCAAGAGGAACGUCAAACUUGGCAGCUGUCUGCGCUAUGGGAAAGACAGUAGAUAAACAUGAAGAUGAAAAGAAGCAUGAAAAGAAAGAGAAGUACGAGGACCGAGACAACGAGGAGGAUGAAAAUGGAAAGAAAGCAAAAGAAAAGAAGAAGAAAGACAAGGAAUGUGAAGAUAAGGCGGACACACAAGGUGGUGGAAAGGAGGAGAAGAAGAAGAAGAAGAGUCCUGAAGACAAGAAAGACCCGACAAAACUAAGAGCUAAGCUAGAAAAGCUUGAGUCCAAGAUGCAAGGUUUGGCUCUAAAGAAGGAAGAACUACUGAAACUCCUUGAUGAAGCUGAGAAAUCUGCCACAACAAACCCAAGUGCUUGAGAUUUGCAGAAGCUUCAUAUUCAAAAGACUGAGUUUUGUAUAUUGUCAUUUAUGGAGUGUUUCUUGUGAAUAAAGAAACCCAGUUUUG
Molecule: messenger RNA, 541 nt
Organism: Rubroshorea leprosula
Lineage: Eukaryota; Viridiplantae; Streptophyta; Magnoliopsida; Malvales; Dipterocarpaceae
Source: the annotation of a GenBank genome assembly